Panonychus citri (citrus red mite) is the source of this 1069-nucleotide messenger RNA. RefSeq lists its product as uncharacterized. The record is from RefSeq and is a predicted model, not a curated record. Gene Ontology annotation, molecular function: growth factor activity. The transcript has a single exon. Gene Ontology annotation, biological process: hemocyte migration. Lineage: Eukaryota; Metazoa; Arthropoda; Arachnida; Trombidiformes; Tetranychidae. Gene Ontology annotation, cellular component: membrane. The coding region runs from base 299 to 913 and encodes 204 amino acids.
GUAUCUCUCUCUCUCUAUUAUCACCAUCAACUCACUCAAACAAGUUGCUCCUAAGUUUCAUCCUUUUACUUGCCAUUGACUGAGAUUUGAAACAAGAUUAAAUCUCACAAUCAAUAAGUAAACAACAAUUUAACAGUAAUUAAGGAUUUGAUUGAACAAGAAAGUGAUUUUUUUAUAAGUCUAUGAGAAAAGUUUAAUCAACAAUUCAAAUCGUUUUUCAUUGAGAUUUUGUGUUCGAACGGCAAAGAAAAACUUUUUUUUUUCCAAAUUUAUUUUUCGUCGCAAACAAUUAAGUGAAAUGAACAGUUUAAUUAACCACAAUUACCUGGACACUUCCACUGGAAUGUUAUCAUUUUUACUAUUGACAAGUCUUUUAUUGGACAGUUUGAUUAAUCCAAUCGAAGGAUCAACAAUCACAACGGGAACAAUUAACUCUCGUACCACUCGAUCAAAUUUGGAAAAUUUAGCUUCCCUUGCCUUUGAACAUGGAGUUAAAAUUCGUGAAUUUGGUUCAUGUCGAACACCCAAGCCCGAAAUUGUCUACGUUAACUCAAAUAAUCCCUCGAAAGUUUAUCUUCCAAGAGGCACAAUUCUUCACCGAUGCUCAGAUUCGACGGGUUGUUGUCCACAGGCCUUCCAAUCGUGCCGACCCAUUUCAACGGAAAUGGUUGAACUUUACUUUUUCACCGUGACCCUUGUUGCCAAUAGCAGUUCGUCACCUUCAUCCUCAUCAACCUCAUCAUCCUACUCAUCGUCAUCAUCCUCAUCCAAUUAUAAUCAUCAUCAUCGCCAUCACAACAAGAAACCUCGUCAACAGCAAAACAUUGAGAAACUGACCUACGUCAACCACACUAAAUGUGCUUGUGUUGAUCUCAAUUCAUCUGACGAUGAAUCUUUUAAUAAUGAAAUCUAGCUCGUGAUCUUCAUCAUCAUCCCUGUCAUCACUUUCAUCCUCAUCUUAAUCACCUUAAUUAUUAUUCUUAAUUAUCCUUCUAGAAACAUUUAUGAUCAACUUACAAUUCUCACUUAGUAAAGACAACAAAAAAUUUUUUCUCCUCAAAACUUUGAU